Xyrichtys novacula (pearly razorfish) is the source of this 6945-nucleotide messenger RNA. Lineage: Eukaryota; Metazoa; Chordata; Actinopteri; Labriformes; Labridae. The record is from the annotation of a GenBank genome assembly.
AUGGACGCUGGGGCUCGGAGCAGCUCAGGAAAAGCCCGAACAAUUCCUGGUGAGAGGCGCCGAUCGGGGCGGGAAUGUUGUUCAAAAACAGAAACUGUAGCAACUUUGGGAUCGGGCAAUUGUUGAUCGACGGAUCCAGCGUCUUCUUUCGUGCCAACCUGGAGCUUCUGCGGAGAGAGGAAGUUUCCUCCGGGCCAAUCACAUCCUCUGCAUCGGACUCUUGAGGUGACUCCAAGAUGCAGUCGACCUGCGGUUGAGGUGGCUACUAGCCAUUGGCUGCAGAUCAGCGCUUGACGUUGUGUUAUUAUUAUUAUUAUUAUUAUUAUUAUUAUUAUUAUUAUUAUUAUGCAUCUGAUUUUUUUAUAUAGUUAUAGUUUUUUAUAGUUAGUCAGCUGUUCAUUCUUGCUUGAUCCACCAAAAGAAGGGCAGCAAGUUUUCUCUGCUUCAUUAUUUCUCCUGUUUUACAGGAGCAUUAUCUGUUCACAUGCCUCAAGCCUGGGGCCUGUUACAAGUGCCUACACAGCAAGAACACAAAGUUAAUACUGGAGACUCUGGUGGAACAAUGGACACUGAAAAAGGAGGUAGCCCACCCGGACAAGAAAUAAAAAGCCAGGUCCAGAUUGGUGAAGCUUGAUUGAUGGGGGACGCUUAGACAUCUUACAGACCCUGUAACCUUUCUGCUUGACAGGUAGGCUGCUAAGUUUAUUUUAUCUAGUGUCCUGUAAUGUGUCACGUUUUCGUGACACAUUACAGGAGAUGAAAGCAUUGUGCUCCAGUAACUCCAAAAUUUAUCCCUGUUGUUAAACUUCACCAGUCUCUCAGCUAUCGCCUCACGCCCCCAACUGAGAACUUCUCAAGCCACCUCAGGACCGCCAAGAGACUGAUGUAAACAACAGUACACUUAUUACACACAGAUUUACACCAGGUAGCUAAAAGCACUCCCAGCUGCAUAACUGAGAUCUACAGAUGACUUAGCAGCGGUUAACUCACAUUUGUUUUGUGAUAGUAACAUGUAGUUAUGCUGUUUCUGCAUCUGCUGCACCUUUCUCCUGAUGAAGAUCUUUUAAGGUCAGUGCAGAUAAUUUGCCUUGUCAGCAACUAUAGGGCUUAGCUCGUUAGGUCAAAGAGAACGUGAAGUCCAGAGAGGAUUUGGUGCUGCAGCUAGAGCUUAUUUUGUAUGCUAACUGUGUGUACAGAAGUAAUUGUGUAUACUGCUAAAUUAAUCCAUGUAAGACUUCAGUAUACUAGAGUGACAGAUAGAGGGGACCCUUUAUUCCUACAAAGGAUCUCACACUCUGUAUAUAGCCUUUGGGCUCUACUUCUGUGCCUCAUCAACGGCAUGGCGCAGGUGCGGCGUAAGUCAGAUCAGCCGCGCCGAUAAGGCAUACCCAAGCACACUUUGGUAUUUUGGUCAGCAGUGCAGCUUGGCGUAAGUAUCCCCCUCCCUAACUUAGCUCCUCCUAGCGGCGUAAGUAGCAAAGAGGGAGGGGAGAAGGCGUGCAGUGGGUUUAACACAGCCGAGUCCUGUUUUCACCAAUCACAUCAGCUCCUCUCCUCGCCUUUAAAUCCGCCACCAGUGAGGCGUAUUACAAUUUUCAUGAAGUAGUCAAAGAGAUCAAGAAAUGGCUGUAGACAGCAUGCCACACGAUGGCGACAGAAGGCAGCCCCUCAACAAGUGUCACUGUUAGCGCUGUGGAGGGUGUCCUCCACACUCUCUCAAAUAAGCACAGGGGGAUUAGGUGUGUGUAAGGUUGGACCCGAGAGUUAGACAAACAUCCUUUUCCACAAAGAAAGACAAUCACAUCAAGUUGCAUAUAUUUAAACCCCAUGUGACAAAGGUGGGUUGUGCGCACAGAUCACAACAUAAACAAAUGCCAAUAAUGGCAUGAAAAUCUGAACCACCUGUGCAUAAAGGACACAUCAUGCUCUGUGGCCUGGCUCUUUCUUUCAUUGAUAUUGGAAUAUAAAAUAAAUUUGGCUCACACUAUAUAGUAUAAUAGUAUCAUAAUAAAUUCACAGAAUUUUAAGGAUCUGAGAACUGGGUGCGCCAACGUUGGCGGGCACGAAAAUAGAGCCCUUUGUCUGAAGUUUAACAUGAGCUUCAGUUUAUUUUGAGCAGAACUAACUUAUUUACUGCUAUCAAGUUAGCUUCUGAAUGGCUGAAAAAUGAUCAGAGUUACAUUUUUGGUUUAACUGUGCCAGUCUCUGUAAAAGGCCAACCCCCUCGUUUCUUUAAAAAAAAAAACUUUUAUAAAACCAAGAAUUUUUUAAAAUAGGUGGUAAACAUUUUUCUGUUGUACAUGGGAAAGGUUGGCAGAAUUAACUAACGCAUCUGUUUCACAUGCAGCCUGAAACUGAUGUCUGGCAUCCAGGUACACUCUUCAGGUCUUACACACCAGCAAAUUUGUGGAGCGAAGCGAAAAAGUGAGACGAAAAUGCGAAAAUAUUUGCCGGUCCGAAAAAUGGCUUUCGCUUAUACAUAUUGGGUGACCACUCUGUGGUACACACUCUCUCCCAUCGUUGCUCUUGGUGCCAGUGGUGGUGUGUGUCGUGUGAACUGCAGCCACAUGGGUCUGUGAUGUCAUCAACAACCUGACUUUUGAUUGGCCAGAGGUCUAGCAGGUCCAGAUAUUCGCCUACGAAUCUCCCAAAAAUUCAACAUGAGCGAAAAAAUAAAACACGCUUUUCGCCCCGUGGAAAAAUCGCCGCUGGUGUGGAACCUUGCAUUGACUUUAUGCUGUUUUAAAAAAAGGCGAAUAAUGGCAAAUAAUUCGCCUGGCGAUUUCGCACCUGGGGCCUUAUGUAUCAACGCUGGCGGCGCCAGAAAACCUUGCGUACGCCAAAAUCGCAGCCACGUCCAGAUUUAUCAUUGCGAAACGAGCGUCGGUUCCAGCGCUAAUCAACGCAAAGUGAGGAGGUGGUGUAGAAGUUGGCGUUGAGCAGAUACUUGCGUUGACGGCACUUUGGCGACGCUGUGUGGCGGUGUUUGGUGACUCACUAUGUGACAAGGCCGAGCAGCACGUCGCCCCACAUGACGAACCAGCAGCAGACGGAGGGAUGAUAGCUGAUCCCUGCCGGGCCGCUGUCCUCACGCGGGAGGAUCUCAUCGCCACAAUGUGAAUGGGUAAGAAGUGACUACACAGUUCAAUGAGCCAAAUUAAUUUAUUUUCGCCACCAGACGCUCGAGGACAUCUACGAGCCAGUCCAGCCGCUCGUUGAUCCCCGCGAUCCCCCUGAUGAUUUCUUCCUGCGAUUGCAGGACCGCCUCCGUGAGGACCCUUCCACUGCGUCCGGGUGGUCCAGCCGAAGCGCUGUGGCUGGUGGACGCUCCACUGCUUGUCGGUGCGCUGGUGCUGAUGCUGGUGCUGAUGCUGGUGCUGAUGCUGGUGCUGGGGCCGGGGGCCGGGGUGGCCCGAAUGCCACUGGUCCUGGCCGACGACUCCGAACCGGCGGACAGGCUGCCGCGGGCCGGGGUUCCACAAGCCGGCGACACGGCCGGCACAUUGAUUUCUGUGACACAAUAAAAAUAUUGGUUCAUUUCAAUUCCUGCUUCUGUGUAUCUGUUGCGUUUACAUCUCUCUCCACGGUAUCAUAGGUAAUGUAAUCCAGUAUUUCGAGGUCAGUUAUGCACAUUACAGUUGUUUAUUGCAUAAAAAGUUAUCGAAAAAUGAAGUUAAGGGUGAAGUAUAAAUCACGUCUAAAAAUAGACUGAAUCCCGACGUUGAAAUGAAGUAUAAACUUAGACUAGACGUCUAAUAUACGUCUUUUGCUAAGUGGGAUGGCAAAGCAUGUCGACAUUUGUGUGACACGCCACUUACCCUAUAAUAAUAAUCGCCACCACCCACUGCUCAAACGGCAUGAGGGUCUCCUCCCCCUGAGCCCCACCUGUCUGGCCGGUACUCCUCCGGAGGGCAGCUGUACGCCGCUUGACCUCCACCUUGAGGUCUGACCACUUUUUUUUAAUCUCUGCGGGGGUGCGUGUCUCUGAACCCACCGCGUUCACCCUCUCGCAAACUUUCUUCCACUCCAAGCGUUUUCGUUUUGCACUGACGCCACUGGACAGGCUGCCAAACAAAACACGCUGUCGCUCCUCCACCUCCGCCACCAGCACCUCCACCUCGCAUGCCGUAAAUUUAGUUUUUCUUGUCAUUUUGUCUGCGUGCGAGGACAGGGAGACCCUAUUUAAAUAAAUCUGCAUAUUUAUAGGAGGGCGUAACAGGGGCGGGCCCAGUCACUCCAAAAUCUGCGCUCAAUUCCACGCUGAUUGGGAUUUAUCAAGGAAACACACGUGGAUUUCGGCGCCCGCACACAUUGAUACAUACGGAUUUUUUUCAGCGUGACGGACCUUGCGUGCGCUCGUUUCUGGUAUGAGUCCCACGCAAGUAUUGAUACAUGAGGCCCCUGGUGUGUAAGGACCUUUAAACCCAAUGCAGAGCGAACACUGGUGCAACAAGACUUCUCUGUCUACUCUUCGCUGUGAUUGGUGAUUAGACACGUGAGCUGUCUCUGCAACUGUGGAGAGACUGCAGCAUUCUGAGUGACCACAAGAAGAAAAAAAGAAAAAGAGUAGAAGUUACCUAGUACUAAGCAAGUUAUUGUUUCCUAUAUUCAUGUUUCCUAUAUGAGCUGCAUUUCAGGUUGGCCAAUGAAAAAGCAGUCUGGUCGGUGAAGAGGUGAGGAGGUGUCAUUUUUCUUCCAUUCAGUGAAACGACUGAAGCACAAUGACAUCUCUGAAGUUUGUCCUCUAUGUAACAUGUUUGGUCCUGGGAGAAAUUUGUAAGUCACGUUAGUAUUUCACCUUGUUUCUCUGACUUUAUGAUUCUGUAUUUUCACUUUAACUUAAACUUUCUUGACUGUUUCUGAAGUGAAGUUUACUCUGACAUUCAGAAUAUCAGGAUUUGCAUUGUCUCUCAUUCACUUUAGCUCAGACAGCUGCUGUGAAACCAUCUCCAUCUGUCCAUCAAGAGAGCCGGGAAACUGGAGAGACGCUGACUUUACCAUGUGCUUAUAAGGAAGAUACUGUUACACAGGUGUACUGGUUUAAACACAGUCUGGGAGAGAAACUAAAGCUCAUGACAUCCAGACAAAAAUAUGCACCUGGCGAUAGUUUUCAAGGUGAAUUCAAGAACAAUCCUCGCUUCUCACUGGAGACUCAAAAUAGCAGGAACAAUUUGAUAAUUUCAGAUUUGCAAAGUUCAGACUCAGCAACUUAUUCUUGCGUGAGCUGCCGUUACUGCAUGAUACAAAUUUUAGCAACCAUCCUAGUUAGUGUGAAGAACUCAUAUUUGAACAUCCCAGCCCUCAUUCAUCAGUCCAGAUCUGAGACCAUCCAGCAUGUGGGUUCUGUGACUCUGAACUGUACAGUCAAAGCUGAGACCUGUGAUGGAGGACACAGUGUUUACUGGUUCAAAAACUCUGAAGAGUCUCAACCAGGACUCCUUUACACCAAUGGAGGCAGAAAUGAGCAGUGUGUGAGAGAACCAGACUCACAAACACGCACCUGUGAAUACAGUUUACCAUUGAAGAACCUGAAUUUGUCGGAUGCUGGGACCUACUACUGUGCUGUCAUCUCAUGUGGACACAUACUGUUUGGAAACGGGACUAAACUGGACUUGGCGAGUAAGUACAAAGCUUUGGAGACAAAAUUGAUAACUGAGGCAUAAACCUCUUUGUAAUUACAGUCAUUUCCAAGAGACCUUUUUUUUUUUUUUUUUUUUACAUAAGAGGCAUAGGAGUGUAUCUUUAUUAAUUAUAUAAAACUGAGGACAGUAUCACACAGGAACAAAUGCAAACCAGCAUUUUGAUAAAAAAUAUACAGGCUAUAAAUCUUUGAAUCACUUUUGCUGCUUGAUGACUUGGCUGUAUUUGGUGCUAGAUUUAUAUUGAAAAAUGUUCUGGGGUACUGUGGUCAUUAGCACUGAGAGUUAUUACUAAAAGAUGGUAAAAGAGAUGUACACGGCUUAGCUAUGCUCGCCUGUUUCUGCUUGCAUUCAAGAGACCACAAAUGCAGAGUUUGGUGGUGACUCAGACUAUUGUUUGUAGGUCAUGCGAUACUCAGAUAAAGCAGGUGUUUCAGGAACAUCCUGAGGUCAGAACAAUACCGGCACCUCCAAGCCUUAUCUAAAAAUCUCAAGACUGUUGUACCGAUAAAACAAUCUUGAGAUUGCGUACUGAAGACCAGCUUAUUUGUGGUCUGAGGUGUAGAUGUCUUCAGCUUCCUCAAGACAGCACUAAACCACCUUUGCACCUGAGCACACUUCAGAAUAGGGGGAAAAAAUAACACUUGCACUUCUCAGAAAGAUACAGAAAAGUUCAAUAUAGAUGUGUGUGAGCCUGACAUGUUAACUGCUCAUGACUCCUGAUAUCUCACAAUCAACAGAAAAGGUGUACUUUCCCUAUCUACUGGUGUAUUUUCUGAGUGGAGGUUGGACAAUCACCACCAUACUGCUGGUUUUCUUGGUGUGCAGGAUGAACAAAAGAAGCCACCAAUGCAAAGGUAAGUGGUAAUGCACAUCUGUUAUCUGCAAAGAAGUAUUUACUGAAGAUGGCAUGUAAAUGUUCUGAGGUUUUCAUUUUUUAUUUCAUAACAGAGUGCAAGGAAACAAGAGCCCCCAUCACAUUUUCAAAGGUAAAUACCAUCUGUUUAAAGUAACAGCUGAUUUUUGCAGUUUUUCCAGACUUAUUUGAUAUGAACUGUCUCAUGAUUGAGUCAGGGCCACUUUUUCAAAGUUUUGUGUAAAGAGUUUGUGAUCUCAUGGGAAUCUACAGGUUUAUUUUGAACCCAUGACUCUGACACACACAAAAAAGAAGAGUGACCGAGAGGUUAAAUAAGUAAAUACAGACAAACACUUUCAUGCUCUUUUCCAGGUUUACAAAGCCCACCGAUCAAGAGUGCAGAGGAACAACACCUGGAGUGAAUGUGUGUACUUAAGUGUUACAGAGUAG